Molecule: messenger RNA, 2226 nt
Organism: Diachasma alloeum
Lineage: Eukaryota; Metazoa; Arthropoda; Insecta; Hymenoptera; Braconidae
Product: motile sperm domain-containing protein 2
Exons: 8
Coding region: 177-1628 (483 amino acids)
Source: RefSeq, a predicted model, not a curated record
CCGUCAAAGUCGCGCUAAUCAAUAUUGUGUGAUACUCAACUGUUUUCACUUUCGAUCAUUAAUUGAAUGCGUUCAUGUAUUAUCAUAACUGUACUUAUCAUUACUGGCACUCGAAGGUCCCCAACGCCGGUCAGGGUGUCAUCAGAGAUUCAUUGAUAAUUACCGAAUAAAGUAGUAUGGAUUUACAACAGCAGAUUGUGGAGUUGAGGGAGAAAUUUUUUAAGAAACUCGAGGAUGAAACACCUUCAGAUGAACGUAGUUUUCAUCCGGAUGAUCUGACGAGGAUCAAGACCAGGGACGACUACUUGAGGAGAUGGCUGGAACACGCGGAGUUCAAUAUUCAAGAGGCGGUGAAUUUGUUGUGGUCCACCUGCGAGUGGAGACGAAAAGUCGGGGCCAAUGAAAUCACUGAGGAUAACGUCAAUCGGGAGUACCUCCAGGACGGAGUGGUGUUUGGCUAUGGCAAGGAUAGGGAUGGCAGGGGAAUGUUCAUUAUCAAGUCUAAACUCCAUGUAAAGGGCGCUAGGGACUUUGGGGAGCUGCAGAGGUGCAUUAUUUAUUGGUUUGAACGGAUGGAAAGAGAAGGCAAUGAACAAAUCACCCUCUUCUUCGACAUGUGUGAGGCAGGCCUUUCAAACAUGGACAUGGAGUUCACAAAAUACCUCAUAAAUCUAUUCAAAUACUAUUACCCAAACUAUCUCAACAACAUAAUUCUGCUUGAAAUGCCAUGGGUUCUAAACGCUGCAUUGAAGAUCAUAAAAUCCUGGCUUCCAGCGAAAGCUAUUCCUAAAAUAAAACAGGUGAACAAGAAUGGGCUGAAGGAAUAUGUAGAUCCGAGUGUUGGACUGGUAUGUUGGGGUGGAGAUAACGAUUAUAAAUUCACCUUCGUACCGGAAGUUCGUAAUGGUGUUAAUUCGUUGAAUGGUAAAUUGGAUAAUAAAAAGGUGCACUUUGCUGAGGCAUCACCAUUGAAUGAGCAGCCAGCCUCUGGCUUUGGAGAUCAAUCGAGUGAAGACUCAAUGCUUGCAAUAACUCCAGACGUAAUAUCAUUCAACAAAGAGGGGCAGGAGAUCAUCGGUACGAUCGCACUGAAGAACCAAACUGCUGAUAAAUGUAUUUCAUACAAGAUAAAAACAACGGCUCCAGAGAAAUUCCGUGUACGCAGGAGCACGGGUGUAUUACUGCCAGCGCAGCAGGUGACCGUGACGGUAUCAUUGCAGCCUGGUUUCAAUUUACGCUCAUUAUUACACAAUGAUAAAUUCUUGAUCAUGUGUCUGCCGAUGAAAGAUGCCAAGAUGACAGCUGAAGAGUUGGCUGAUUUUUGGAAGACUAAUGGAAAAUCAGCGGAGCAUCAUAGAGUCUGGUGUCGUGAUGGAGCAGGUGGAACGACAUCGAUUCUUUCCCCAGGGUCGCCAGGAAGCGAGAGAACGAUGGAUCAACUGUACACAAAGCUGUCACAUCUCGAGGAGUGUCAUGGCAAGCUGCACAAAGAGCUGAGAACUCUGAAGCACGUAAUGAUAAUAUCAAUAAUCUGGACAGUGGUAGCAGCCAUUGCAAUCGUCUACAUCUUGCGUUCCGACAUUGGACAAAUCACCAGUGAUCAGAGCUGUCACCUCCAUCGAGGGUAGUACGAGGCCUGCAAUUGCUAGUCUCCCAACGACGCAGAAUUAGUUAAACAAAGUCGAGCGCUUGGAACCUAACAAUUUAUAAAGAAUUCGUAAACAACUUGUGAACACCAAACGGUUACGCCAAACAAUACAACAGAGCCGUGUAAAUAAUAUUCCACAGCAGUUGUCAUUCCUAUUGAAUUUUCUCUUUUAUUCGAUGGACAGUCUCUCCCACUCCACAAGACAAACAAUCUGCAACAAUGAAAUUCCUCAGCCAAAAGAAAAAAAACGGAAAAAAGAUAAAAAUUCAAAUAAUCGUGAGGAAUAUUUUUGUAUGCUUUUAUACAUUUGUGUCUGUGAUGUGAAAAUAAAAAUUUUCAAUGCCGCCGGCGAACGAGUGAUUAUCGAAGCGCGCAACUACUCCCCAUUCAUUUAUACGCCUAUUAUACAAAAUAAAUCUAAUGAAGUGUUAUUCGAGCUAAGAAAUUCCUAUAUAUUUUAUAAUCAAUAACAAACAUAAUUUAUAAGAUGAAAAUACUGCUUACUCGAUGGAAAGCAAACCUGUAACUUUGUAAUUUAUAUAAAAAAGCUUAGAAUAAAAUUUGCAGAUGGUAAAAUC